This is a messenger RNA of Symbiodinium natans, 2271 nucleotides long. Lineage: Eukaryota; Dinophyceae; Suessiales; Symbiodiniaceae. The record is from the annotation of a GenBank genome assembly.
AUGCCGGUGCGGGUCUUUGUGCAAGCCCUCUCCUGGUCCAGUAAAGAGUCCCAGCCCGAUGAUGUGGAGUCUGCAAAGGCUUCCUGCUGCCCAAAGCUUGAGAACGUCUUGAAGCAGACCACGUCAUUUCACUCCGCGCACCAGAAGUUUUUCGUUCGCCUGUCCCUCGCCUGUUCCGUGGCCUUCUGGGUUGCGCUGUUCAGCAUUCCCUUGUACUUCGCGGGUCCCUACUACGACUUUUUCGGAAGUCGCGGCGACGCGCUGUUUCAUGAAACGCGGCACUUUCACCGCCAGGAGGUUGCAUGCGAGGCCAGCAUGGUGGGAAGGAUGGAAAACAUUGGGAACCACACAGACCCACAUUACGUGCCGUGGACUGGGGCCACACCCUGGCCCAAGCACGAGAAGGUCAGGAACAAGUACAUUUGGUGCGGCUUCUUGCCAGCCCUGUGGCAAGACUACUGGCCGAACAUUGCGCAGUUCAUCGUCUUCACCGUCUACGCCAGUACGGGGGACACGAUUCGACUGGCUUGGCAGGGCCUUGUUGGGACGUUCUGUGCUUGCAUUAACCUGGAGUUCAUGACUUUCCUCUAUCCUGGCGGGGCGGCCGGGGCGGUCUGCGAGUCAGCUGACUGCACGCCGCAGCCCUACAACCAGGUGGUCGCGUGGAUCGACGUGAUCUUGAUCCUCUUCCUGUUCUUGUUCUCGCGCGCCAACGAAAACACCAUCAAGUUCGGAAUGUCAUGGCACGUCUUCUUCAUGAUGGACUUCAUGAAUCCUACGAAGAAGAUGCCGGUAGGCCUCAUGGGGGACCUCACGGGCAUCACCCUCUGGAGGAACGACUUGACCGCGGAUGUCUUUCUCACCUCCGUGGUGGGCGCAGUGGUCUCCAUCCUGGCCACCAUCGUUCCGAGGUGCUUCUUCUGUGUGCCCCCUUUGGCGAACCGCGUUUGGGUGCCGCCGAACGCCUUGGACUGCGCGCAAAGGCUCGGAUCCAUCUGGGAGGAGAGCGUGGAGUACAUGCUGGGAAGCAAAGCGAGCGCUAAGAAGUUCCGGCUGGAGAAGAAGAUCGACGAUGUGCGAUGCAAGCUGACCGACACGAGGAGCCAGGUUCAGUGCGCCUGGUGGGAGACUUGGCAGUGCGGAAGGCCCGAGCAGGUCCGGCUGAAGCUCCACGCUUUCCUCUCAGGUGCCGACGAGGUGCAACGCAUCAUGUACAGCUUGGUCAACUGUAUCCACUCCGAAGAUUUCAGUGGACAGCACCGCGCGUUCUGUGGCAAACUGGCUGAGUGCAUCCACAAGCUGCACAGCACAGCAAGCGAACUUACAAUCGCCUGUGCGAAAGCUGCUGUUGAUGGCACGAUCACCGAUCAGGAGGAGAGCGAGAUCCGAAGGAUUGCCGAGGAUGCUGCGUCCUGCCAGACGGAGCUUGUGAAGCGGUACCGCCACGUGGCGUCGUCAGGGAUCCCUGCCAACUUGGCGGAGGAAGUCACCUUCCUGUUCUCUCUUUCUUUCUGGACUGCGACCGCCCAAGACUUGCUGGGUUUCCUUUCGACGCCGGAGUCACGAUUGCGCUGGCGCACCAUCGUUUGGGACGGCUUAAUGGAUACCUGGGGCAAGAAGGUGCGAGAACGCGAACAUCUCAAGUUUGCCCUGCGGAAUCUUAUUCCAAUCUCCACCUGCUUCAUUCUCGGCUACGCAAUCCCAUCAACCUGCAUUUUUGUGCAGUACUCCGCCACCAUGGCCAACACCUUGGCGCUCCUGAUCACGCGUUUCUCGAGCUCGGCCGUCCAGAAGAACUUCCACAGGACGCUGGGCGUCCUCCUGGGCAAGUUCUUGCCGAUUCUUUUCAAAGCCACAUGGACGGCUUUCCCCUGCCAGUCCACGGAGCGCGGGAUCCUGCAACUCGUGUCGCUGUUCAUCUUCGUGAGCGUGUGGAGCUACGUGUACUUCAGCUCCAAGAUGUGGAGCACGGUCGCAGUUCUCGUGGGCGGCUACGGCGUGUAUCCGCUCAUGGUUCCCUGCGAUGACCUCAGCGAGGACAGCUACUAUGUUGGACUGUACAAGGAGCUCGGACAGGUGACUGUGGCCAUCGUGCUCCAGUUUUGCAUCGAGUCUGCCCUGCACGCCACUUCCCCUGGAGAGCUGGCCGUUCGGAAGCUGGAGAAGGCGGCAAUGUGCCUGCACGAAGGCAUGAAGGUGUCAAAGGUUCAAGUGCGACAAGCCCUGGCAUCUCCGGAAUGGACUGGUCAUCGAACACCGGCGCAUCCGUGA